Messenger RNA from Xyrichtys novacula (pearly razorfish), 14587 nucleotides. NCBI's taxonomy places the organism in Eukaryota, Metazoa, Chordata, Actinopteri, Labriformes, Labridae. The record is from the annotation of a GenBank genome assembly.
AGCGGAGACACACCGGUUCAUCACGGACAGACACCGAGCAGAGGGCUCAGAGGACCGAAGAGAUGAGGGACGUGAAUGGAACCAAGGCCGAAGGCGAGACCGGGUCCGGGUCCGGAUCUGACGAGCUCAUCUUCUUUGUUAAUGGAAAGAAGGUAAAAAUAAUUUAUAUUCUCGUUAAAUUAGAUAAAAUUUAGACGGAGUUCUGAACGUGACCCUGAUGCUUCACUGAUAUCAAGCUGUCAGAGCGCCUAAAUACAGAUAAUGAAUAUUUACAUUUAUCUACAGUGUGUCAAGCUUCUGUUAUUUAUACCUGACAGCAAUUUUUCCAUAAAUUACAACAUCUCAUUUUGGUUUUGUGUGAUUCAUUCAGUCAUAUGGUUUUCUCCUACUUGAACUUUGAUAACCAUCUGCAACUUCCCCAAAUAUUUUUAGGAGUGAAAAUUCAGGAGAAAGAGACUUUUUUAAAGCAGUGAAAUAACUUACUUUACAGCAGAGUGCAACAGAGAGUGAGUAUGGAAAAGUGAACAUGUGAUGAUCUAUGGGAAACAUGAGAAUGCGGAACAAAAAUGUGGAUUUAGUCACUUUACGGGCAACUCAGAUGUGCAGGAGCAGAAAAAGACAAGAUCUCAAAAUACACACAGGAUAUAUUGAAAUCUUUAUGAGAGUUAUUUCUAACUGAAUCCAGGUGGAAACACUGACACAAAGCAUAAAAAUAUAAGGAAUACAUAUAAAAUUGAAUCCAGUGUUUGUGCUUCAGUCAUGGCUGCUGUGCGCUCGCUGAAGUUAGAUGCAUAUAUUUUGUUUACUUAUCUGCCUUGAGUCCUGCUCUGACUGUUCAUGCAUACUGUGGUUAAAUGCACAUCUAAUUCGAUAAAUACUGUAUCAAUAGCAACAGUAAUACUAUAAAUUUUCUGCACAGACCAGAAAAAUAUUAAUUUUACCAUCAAAUUGUUUCUAUUCUUCUUUGAUACAUUGAAAAUAUUUAUCUCAGGGUCAAUGCAGCAAAAAAGGACCAGAACCAGUGCGUGGUAGUUUUGAUAAGACCUAUACAAAUAAAUUCAUUAUCAUGUUAUUUUUCAGACUGACAGGAGGCUUAAAAAACAAGAAAAACAGUUUAUAGAGAAAAUAAAAGAGGACCUAGCAUGGAACCCUGAGGCACACCACAAACCAGAGAGGCUGUAUCAGACAUGUUAAACCAAUCAGUUUUAUUUAGAUAGCGCCAGUUCCCACUCAAUGUUGUCUCAAGAUAAACUAAAACAUUAUUAGAUCAUACUCUUUGUUAUUUAAUACAAGCGACACUCAGAAACGCGUGUCCAAAAGACACAAAACCAUCAAUGAUUUUUUAACCUUUUUAAUUAUUUAUUCAUAUUUAUUAAUGUAUAGCUUUUAUUAAUAAAUGUAUUUAUGUAUUUAUUUAUUUGUUAGUGUAUUUAAAACAAAGGAAGUAUGUGAAAAAUAACAAAUUAAAUUAAUUUUUCUGUAUUUUUUUAUUUUUUUUGUGUUUUUUCUGAAAUGAAAAUGAAAUAAAGUAAAAAAAACUAAAUAAAAGGAAUUUUAAAAGGAAGUAAGAAAAGGAAAAGUAUGAAAGAUAUGCCCACAUGUGACGUUUCAACCUCUCUGGGUCUUCUUCAGGCUUGGGCACAGUCAAGAGCUGUUAAAUUAUUAUAGCUUAAGUGAAACGCAGGAGUCACUUUGAAACUUUGGUGUUUAUUUUUGUUCCAGCUCUUAUAUAAUCUCUCUGUGUUUGUCUGUAGUUCUGUAACCUUCGCUCAGCUCCUGUUUAGAAAUAACUCCAAACUCAGAAGUAUUUGUGAAUUGUAAAUCUGCCGCUCAUUAAAGACAGUUUAAAAUCAUAUAAUGGGAUAGAUUUACACGGGUUAAAAUGUGACUUUUCACGGGUUCAUAUAGCUUAGAAAAGAGACAGAUUUAACAGAGCGUUUUGACCUGUGGUCCGAUUUUUGUCAAUAAUUGACUGUAAACACACAUGCAGAAAAAAACUACUGGAAGCUGCUGAUUAAAAAAAAGGAAACACCAGUGAAUACUCGAUACACUGACCAAUAAUGGUUAUUCUCUAAUUUGCGUCUUAUGAUGAAUAAAACCUUAUCUUCAGAGAUUUUUGUUCCUUGUUUCACUCUUCACAUUUAAACACCAGUUUGCAUGAUUAUUUCUGUUUCCUUUGUCCUUUGUGCUGCAGAUCGUGGAGAGAAAUGCAGAUCCUGAGAUGACCCUGCUGACUUAUCUGAGGAGGAAACGUAGGGGCGCACGCACUCACAGAAAACACACACACACACUCUUUUAAGAAUGUGUGACUAUAAAACCCUCCCUCAACAGAACACAUUGUGAUAUUUUCUCUUUGUUAAAUGUCCAAUUUUCCACAUUGAAUUUGUAUAUAUGCUCUGGCACAACAAAUAGAGCAGAAAUCAGAUAUCAGAUUAUGGAAGAACAAAUUCAGCAAUAAAUCAGUCUUUAUUUUGAAAGGGGUGAAAUCUCUUGGCUCCUGCUCAGUUCUGGCAAGUUUAAACCGGAUGGUUAAAGUUCUUAAAUAAGUCUUUCAUGAAAUGAGGUUUGGCUUAUUGGUGUUUUUAGACGCAGCGGGAUGAGCGACUGUGAGGUCAGUGAGGGUCAGAUCCUUAGAGGACAAAAAUGUCCUAAAAGUGCCAUGAAAAUAUUAUACUUUAAUAUUUUUUCCACUUUUCUUUUGCUUAAAUAUUUUAAUCAACUUCAUUCUUGAUCAUAUCUAUCAAAUAUCAAUUUUUUUCAGAAUUUUAACCUUUUAAAUGCCAGUUUGACUACAUGAUGUUACUGUUAGUUUUAAUGGGAAAAAAAGGAAUUUGGAGUUAAUUUCCAUAUAUAAGAUGCUGGGUCGGUUUAUGAUGUGUCCUAUGAUGUGAUAGACCUUGAUUUAAAAAAAAAAAAAGAAAUUCCUGUCCAGCAUCUAAUAAAUGGAAAAUAACUCCAAAUUCCUGUUUUUCCCAUUAAAAAUAACAGUGACAUCAUGUAAUCAAACUGGCAUUUAAAGGGUUAAAAUUCUGAACCCUUAAAAUCACUCUGUGGACCCUUGAAACUUCCUUGAGAAUCCCUGAAACUUCAAAUAGUCUUGAAGGAGCUUCCUUGAAGCUCCACUGGAACUCCAACGAGGAUUUAUCCAGGCUUUCUAAGGACACCUUGAGGAUUCAAACUCUAAUCCAGUUAAAGAAAUCCGUAAAAAAAAAAAAUGCCCCUGGCUGAUCAGCUGAGACUAAAUGUGACGGAGUUUAACACAAGACCGAAGAACAACUGAUAAAGUGUUAAACUGAGCGUGAAACAUGAAGAUUUCUGUCAAUGAUCCUGCGAUUUUACAAUACGUACAUUUGUGUGUGUGUGUGUGUGUGUGUGUGUGUGUGUGUGUGUGUGUGUGUGUGUGUGUGUGUGUGUGUGUGUGUGUGUGUGUUCAGUGGGUUUAACAGGCACCAAGCUGGGCUGUGCAGAGGGUGGCUGUGGAGCGUGUACCGUCAUGCUGUCCAGAUACCAAACACACACCAACCAGCUGCUGUAUCCUUGAAGCAUGUGUUAGUGUGCGAGUCUCUUUAUGUGUACACUCUGUGUGUAUAUGUGUGUGUUUAUGUAAUGAUGAUAAAGCCGAGGUCACGCACUCCUAUCUGACAUCUCAAGCCUCCCGCACUGACACACAGCUGAUAAUCACACUUACUCAGAAGGCCUUUAACUCCCAUCCAGUCAUUACGCUGUAAACGCCUGUCUCGCCCCCCUCUGUUCACUACACUUGGUUGCCGUGACGACUGUGGAGGGCAUCGGCAGUGUGGCGAGAAAACUUCACCCUGUACAGGUAUAACUAAACAUUGAACUCUUUGAAUAACUAUAAAAUUGUUGAUUGUGUAAAUCAUGUUCACCCAAAGUUUAAGCAGAGCACUUUUAAAAACACAAAAUCAGACGAGUCGCAGCGUUAGGGUUUUAUGCUGUGGUUGAUAAACAUCAAUUAAUGCUUGUGUUUGUAUCUACAGGAGCGAAUAGCGAAGGCUCACGGCUCUCAGUGUGGUUUCUGUACUCCGGGGAUUGUCAUGUCCAUGUACGCCCUGCUGAGGAACAAUCCUAAACCCAAAAUGGCAGAUGUGGAGGAGGCCUUUCAUGGUACUGAUGGAGAUUAUGGGCAUAGUUAUGGAUCUGUGGUUUUUAUAAUACACUUUUUAAACACCACCUAGAUGUGUCCUGAACACACUUUCUUUUUCUUUAGGAAAUCUGUGUCGCUGCACCGGAUACAGACCUAUACUGGAGGGAUACAAGACUUUCACUGUGGUGAGACUCAGACAGUUUCUCUUGUACAGAAAUGUCCUUUGAGAUAGAAAGGUUAGGGAAAAACCUGAUGAGUGUUUCCUUCAGGAGGGUGGAUGCUGUGGAGGCCGGGGGCGGGAGAAUGGCUGCUGUAUGACCAACGGGAACGGAGUCGAGGAGAGCUCAAACAAAGAUGAUGAUGUGAGUCCAACUUCCUGUUCUGACCUGUUUUUACACGUUUUAGAAUAUAAUUUAAUACAAUAUUUUACAGGUAAAUAUUCAGUUAAAAUAUUGGAUGUCCAAAAUAGAUGUGGGUAAAUUUACAAGUGGAGAGGUGAACGUGGUAUUCUGGGGUGUGGGCUUCUAUAAUGCUAUGUUGAGGAGUGCUGGGUUGCGGAAUGUGAUGUCCUGGAUCAUGGGGUUCUAGAACACUAUAUUUAGAAGUAAUGGGUUCUGGAAAGAGAUGUUCUGAUGUGUGUGGUUCUAGAAUGCUAUAUUUAGGAGUGCCGGGUUGCGGAAUAUGAUGUCCCAGAUCGUGGGGUUCUAGAAUGCUGUAGUCAGGAGUGCUGGGUUCCGGAAUGUGAUGUCCUGGAUCAUGGGGUUCUAGAACACUAUAUUUAGGAGUCCUGGGUUGCGGAAUAUGAUGUCCCGGAUCGUGGGGUUCUAGAAUGCUGUAUUCAAGAGUGCUGGGUUCCGGAAUGUGAUGCUCGAGAGUGUGGGGUUCUAGAAUGCUAUAUUCCAAAGUGCCAGGUUCCAGUGUGCUCGGUUCUAGAAUGCAGUGUCCCAGGAUCCAAAGAGUGUCUUUCAGAAUGCUGGAUCCCUGAAUUUUGGGUUACGGAAUGCAAGGUUCUUGAACGUUCUUCCUGGAACAGUACAGAAUUCUAGAAUAAGAGGUUCAAGGGGACUUUUAAAGGAUGCUUUGACCGUAGCUGAUGUGAAAUAUUUCGACAGGGGCUGCGAUGAGGGUCUCCUGAGAAGCCUGUUUGAAAUAAAUCAUUUUAAUCUGUGAAUCAUGUGAAGCCUCUGCAGAGGAGUCAGAGGGACGAUAAGGAGCCGGAGAGAGGGGGCAUAACUGACCUUUUGAAUGUUUCUGACUGUAGACUGUGCGUCACUUGCAGGAAGCCACGUCUCUUUUUAAUCCAGCAGACUUCGCCCCCCUUGACCCCACACAGGAAGUCAUCUUCCCCCCUGAACUCAUGGUAAACAUCACACAACACACACACACACACACACACACACACACACACACACACACACACACACACACACACACACACACACACACACAGAUACUUUUUUUUUUACCCACAACGAUUCAUAUGAAACGAUUAAUUUCUGAUAUGAAUAGGGACAUCAUCGGCAUACAGCUGAACAUAUUUGGAACAACGACAGACUUUACACAUUAACUCACAUUAACUAAGGUUGAUUCAGUGUGAAUAUUCUGUUUCCUAAUGACAGACCUUUACCUGGUCCUUUGUUGAAUUUGAGUUUAUUAACUUGUUUUAGAACAAGAGAAAACCCAAAACUUGUCCGUGAAUCAUCAGUUGUCGAGUUACACAGUGAUCUCUGUCAAACCAGCAUUUUCUGUCCUCUCCUCUUGCUUCCAUGAAGUCUCUAACCAAAGGUCAAAGGUCAGCUUCACUGCGUUUCCACGGUGAGAGAGCGGUGUGGCUACAGCCGAACAGUCUGGACGAGUUCCUGCGUCUGAAGUCGGAGCAUCCCGAUGCCAGAGUGGUGGUGGGAAACACUGAAGUGGGUGAGUGUGCCGUCACAAACACACAUUUAUAUUUGUUCUGUUAUUUGUUUAUUGAGACAUGAUUUCUUUCACUCAUUCACUCUCUGUGUUUGUGUUUUUUUAGGGAUCGAAGUGAAGUUUAAGAACAUGGUGUACCCGGUUAUUUUGGCUCCGGCGUUCAUCCCUGAACUGAACAAAGUGACUCAAACCGAAGACGGUGAGUGCGCCGUUAUUACCAAACUUCUUCAGAUAAACAAACCUCAGCCGGGAGGUUUUCUUUUAAAAAUCCUCCUUUUUCUUCCUCUGGAUCUACGAAUCAUAAUUACGUCAUUACAUUUAAAUUAUUAGGUGUUUACUUCUCUGUUCACAGGUAUAGUUUUUGGUGCAGCGUGCACCCUCAGCCACAUGGGGGCGGUGCUGAAGCAGGCUGUGCAGACUCUUCCUCCUCAUCAGACAGAAGUCUUCCUCGCCGUCCUUGAGCAGCUGCGCUGGUUUGCUGGACUGCAGAUUCGUAAUGUAGCCGUAAGUUGCGUAUUGUGCAAAGCAGCAGACUAAAAGGUGCAAUUCCUCAUUUUUUAAGAUGUGAGAUUACAAAAGCCCUGAUCUAAAUGGGACACAAAUCAGGUUCAGGUCUGCCCAGAGUAAAUUAAAAACACCUCAAAACAUCUUACCGUGCUUUAAAAAGAGUUUGAUAACGAUAAAUUGUCACAUAUUUUACUAAAUUUGUUUUAAUAUGUUAAACAACAAUCAUGUUUUGAUGUUUUCAGGCUGUCGGAGGAAACAUCAUGACAGCCAGCCCCAUAUCAGACCUCAACCCUGUUUUUAUGGCUGCAGGCUGCAAACUGACUCUGAUGGACAAGGGUAAAACACACACCUAUACUCACACACACACACACACACACACACACACACACACACACACACAUAUCUGUUACGGCAGACUGUAUGUAUUGACUGAGGUCAGAGUUCAGAGAUAAAACUAAAAUCGUAAACAUAUCCACGUUUCCUUUGGCGGACAUCUUUGACCUCACUGAUCUCCUUAUUUUGGUUUUAUUUUGAAAUCAUUUUACGGUGUGAAGUUUUAAAGAGUUGUCAUGACACCAACGUUGAUAUGAACAUGAAUAUAAAUGUGAGAACUCUUUUUUUUUGUGGUGUGUUUACUGGAUUCCUGUCUGUAGGUGUUCAGGUCCUCUGAAGUCCAAAGUCUUGAAAGUUUCAGACCCCUGGGUCUUAAUCUGUGCUCAUAAAAGUGUUUUUAUCACAGUUAAAGAAGCUUGUAGAACGUGACACUGUGAAAUGAAUAGAUGUGUCAAAUUAAAGUUGUGUUCAGAUCGCAGUAAUUUGGCUUCGCUGGUCGCAUUAACCUUCAAUUAUAAACUGAUUUAAUCAAAGUGAUCAAUGAUAUCCAGAGUCAUGUUGUUGAUUGUUAUUUGUUUGUAAACACACCAGGUGCUCAGGUAAUUAAAUCUUGACCUCUCUGCUGACCUUUGACCCUUGACUCUUACAGAUGGCAGCCGUGUGGUUCAUAUGGACGACGGGUUCUUCACGGGAUACAGGAAGACAAUUCUGCGACCACAAGAGAUCCUGCUGUCCAUUGAGCUCCCCUACAGCAAGAAGGUUGGAUACCACAACUGUCUGUUACCUAGCAACAUCUGACUGUUACACAGCAAUAUCAGACCGUAACCCAGUCACAACUUAUGAUAACCAUGCUAACACUAAUGCAGCGUUCGAGUUACCUCGGAAGUCAGAAGUCCGAGUUACGUCACAUCCGAGUUACAAGCGUUUCAGUUACCAAGUCAGAAAAACAAAGUGUUACUAAGAAAACACUGACUGUUACCUAGCAACCACUUAUAACUCAGCAACAAUACACCAUUACCUAGCAAGCACUGACUGUAAAUCUUGCAACCACAAUCUUAUACCCAACAACCAAUGCAUGUAACAAGGAUCUCCAUAUUGUUACCUAGCAACAUGCUGGUCACCUUGCAAAACCUUACCAUGUAAUGACUAUCUGUUACCUAGCAACAACCCGCUGUUACCUUGCAACAACUGUCAGUGUCUGUUUUCCAUCACCAUCCAGACUCUGACGUUGUUGUUUUCCGUUUCUGUGUUCAGUCUCAGUUCGUCUCCGCCUUCAAACAAUCACCUCGUCGGGAGGAUGACAUCAGCAUCGUCACGGCGGCGAUGAACGUCACCUUCACUCCAGGGACUGAUGUCGUCGAGGACUUGAAGCUAAGCUAUGGCGGCAUGGCGGCGACCACGGUGCUAGCGAAGAAGACUGCAAACAGACUUCUGAAAAAGUAACAAACGAGGAUUAUAUUUCAAAAUAAAAGCCUGAUGAGAACAAACAAACUGACUCUUUUUUAUGCCAUCAGACGCUGGGGGGAGGAGCUUCUGCAGGACGCUUGUUCCUUAUUGGCUCAGGAGAUGAUCCUUGACCCUUCAGUGCCAGGCGGCAUGGUGACAUACCGGCGAACUUUGACCCUCAGUCUUUUCUACAAGUUCUACCUGACGGUGCUGCAGAAGCUCCGAGCGCAGGUCUCUAUGCUCUUAGACAACAGUCGUUUUGUGUCGGUGUUAGCGUUUCGUGGUCAUGAUGUCGUGAUGCUGCCUGUUUUCAGGGCGUGGCUGUGGAGGAGGUUCCCUCUGACUGUCUGAGCGCUGCAGAGAUUUUUCACCCAGAGACUCCAUCAAGUGUCCAGGUCUACCAGGUACACCUAGGUUUGUCACUUUCACAGGAUCUGAGUGUUAAAACGAACACAGGUGGGAAAUUAUUUAACUUUUCAUGGUUCCACUUUGAAUCUUUGUAGGCAGUGCCAGAGGGGCGGAGCCAGGACGACUCAGUGGGCCGUCCCAUGAUGCACCUGUCAGCUUUAAAGCAGGCCACAGGGGAGGCGGUUUACUGUGACGAUGUGCCUCUGUAUGAAAACGAGCUUUACCUGGCACUCAUCACCAGCACCAAGGCUCACGCUAACAUCCUGUAAGACACACACUCUUACCUGUACAACACACACACACGUGUGCACACCUGUCCUCACUGACCAGGUGUGUGUCUCAGCUCUGUAGAUGCCUCAGCAGCAGAGCGGAUGCCCGGCGUGGUCUGUUGUGUGUUUGCUGAGGAUAUCCCCGGUUGUAACGCAACUGGACCAAUCGCUUACGAUGAGACUGUCAUCGCUAACCGCCAGGUUUGUGUUUGAAUAAUCGACCAAUCAGGUGGUCCUGUUGAGACGAGGUGCAUGAUGUGUUCCUUCUCUCUGCAGGUGACCUGUGUGGGCCACAUCAUGGGUGCAGUGGUGGCUGAUACUCAGCUCCACGCUCAGAGGGCGGCUAAAGCUGUGAAAGUCCAGUAUGAAGAGCUGCAGCCGAUCGUCACCAUCCAGGUGAGACCAGCAACACCUGGACCACACCUGAGUCCACAUUUAAUAUUUAUGGUGACCUGUCAGCAGCUGGCUAACAAAGUGUUCUGGAAUCUAAUAGUUCAGGUAAAAACGAUUUCUGUUAAUCUAUAUGACAGGAAGCAAUCGCAGCCAAGUCCUUUUACCAGCCAAUCAGAACCCUCCAGAAAGGAGACCUGGAGGCGGGGUUUGAACAGGCAGACCACAUACUGGAGGGUAGGACCAACUUUGUCUGUCUGUGACAUCCUCUUGUGUACAGGUGAUUUAUAACAUCAAAAUAAUCUCUGAUGAUUGGUUGGUUACCUGACAGGUGAGAUGCACAUUGGAGGUCAGGAACAUUUCUACCUGGAAACAAAUGUCACAUUGGCUGUUCCCAAAGGAGAAGAUGGAGAGAUGGAGCUCUUUGUUUCUACUCAGUCAGCCGCCAAAACACAGGUAACAACACCUGAAAACACAGGUAACAGAACCUUAAAACACAGAUAACAGGUAACAACACCUGAGAACACCUUAAAGCAACACCUGAGAACACAGGUAACAACACCUGAGAACACGGGGAAGAGGUAACAACACCUGUAAACACGGGAAAGAACACCUAAAAACACAGGUAAUGAAACCUGAAAAUGGAGGUAACAGGUAACAACAACCCUGAAAACAAAGGAAACAACACGUGAAACACAGGUAACACGUAACAACAACUGAAAACAACACCUAAAACUGCUUCACAAAAUCUAAAAACAACACAGGGAACCACAUCCUUGACCACACCUAAGACCUGAAAACGCAGGUAACAACACCUGAAACACAGGUAACAGGUAACAACACCUGAAAACACAGGUCUCCAAAAAAACAGCGUUAAAAGUCAAAAAAUUGUUCGACUUUAAAAACAUCACUUUUGUAAGUAACAAACUUUUUUGUGUGUUUGUCAGUCUCUGGUGGCGAAGGCGUUGGGCGUCCCCGCCAACAGGGUGGUGGUACGGGUGAGGAGGAUGGGCGGGGGCUUCGGGGGGAAGGAGAGCCGUACCACUGUGUUGUCUACUGUGGUUGCCGUGGCAGCAAAUAAGUAGGUUUAUCGGCCAUUUUGUUUCUAUUGUUAAUUGAAUUUGAGGUUAAUUUGAAUUUCUUGGUGGUCGUCAUGGUGACAGGUUGAAGAGGCCGGUGAGGUGCAUGCUGGACAGAGACGAGGACAUGCUGAUCACAGGAGGGAGACACCCUUUCUACGGGAAAUACAAGGUGGGAUGGCGCCCCCUGCUGGAGCCUAAAAUUACUGGGCGUUUUACCUGUUUUUCUGACUCCUCCUCUUCCUGUUCAGGUGGGUUUCAUGAACAGCGGGAAGGUCGUCGCUCUGGAUGUGUCGUAUUACAGUAACACUGGGAACUCCACGGACCUCUCUCUGUCCGUGAGUAUUUCUACUUUCUUCAGAGAACUUUUGGCGAUGAUGAGGAUGAUGAUGAUAUUGAUGAUGAUGUCACCUCCGAUUCAUUAUCGAGGUCAUGGAGCGCGCUCUGUUCCACAUGGUGAACUCGUACAGCAUACCAAACGUGCGCGGCCGCGGCUUCCUGUGCCGCACCAACGUGCCCUCCAACACGGCGUUCAGGGGCUUCGGGGGGCCUCAGGGCAUGAUGAUCUGUGAGAGCUGGAUGUCGGACGUGGCGCAGAGUCUGGGCCGGCCCGCGGAAGAGGUACGCAGGUGGACAGGUAGACUCUGACAUGAUGGACAGGUGAACGAGCAGCGUCCAAUCAGUGAGCGUUCUCUUGCAGAUACGAAGGUUGAACCUUUUCGUGGAAGGUGAGUUGACGCCAUACAACCAAACCCUAGAUCAGAUCACACUGGACCGCUGCUGGGACGAAUGCCUAUCCCGCUCCGGAUACCAGGAACGGCGAGCUGCUGUCGACAUUUACAACAGGUAAAAAUCAGGUCACAUCAGGUCGAACUUUCAGAGUGUUGUUGAGUCCGGGGCGACCUGAUGGGUUGAAAUCGACUCUGUUUUAUGUUUUCUAAAGCCAGAACCGGUGGACCAAACGGGGCCUCACCAUCAUCCCCACCAUGUUUGGUAUCAGCUUCACCGCCGUCUUCCUCAACCAGGUGUGAUCUGGCAGACACUGUCAUCAGACUGUGAAGGCUGAGUGGUUGUUGUGGUGUUUUCAGCGUUAGUGUUUGUGUGUGUGUGUGUGUGUGCAGGCCGGGGCUCUAGUUCACAUCUACACUGACGGCUCGGUGUUGUUGACUCACGGGGGGACAGAGAUGGGACAAGGACUCCACACCAAGAUGGUCCAGGUACCCAAACUAAAAAUAAGAUCUUCUGAACUUUUCCAAACUUUACUUUUAUUUUCUGUCAUAUAUAAAACUUGUGCGUGCGUCUGUGUCCAGGUGGCGAGCAGAGUUCUGGGAAUCCCCUGUUCAAAGAUCCACAUCUCAGAGACCAGCACCAACACGGUCCCCAACACCAGCCCCACGGCUGCCUCUGCCUCCUCAGACCUCAACGGAGGCGCCGUGCAGAACGCCUGUGAGACCCUGAAUGAACGUCUGCAACCGUACAAGAACAAGAACCCCAAGGGAUCAUGGGAGGACUGGGUGAGCGGGGGAUUACAAAGAUAGUACAGUGGUUGAGUUUUGCGGAUGUUUACACUUUUAUCCAGUUUGUCUCUGUAUGUGUUUUUUUUAGGUGACAGCAGCAUACUUCGACAGAGUCAACCUUAGUGCAAACGGCUUUUAUAAGUGAGUUUGUUGUUUCUUCUCAGUGAAUCUCUGUCUGUAAAAAUGUUGGACAUUUUUCUGAAAAUGUUCUUCUCUGGUCAGGACUCCAGAUCUCGGUUAUGACUUUGAAGCAAACUCGGGCCGAGCCUUUAACUACUUCAGCUACGGAGUCGCCUGUUCAGAGGUGGAGAUCGACUGUCUGACUGGAGCACAUAAGGUCAGAACUCAACCAGGAUCAAAUCAGCUCAAAACAAAAGAGAGAGGUCAUUGAAUUAUUUGGUCUGUAACGGUUGUCUGCUAACUGUCUGUCUGCUUGUUUUCAUAGAACCUGAGUACGACUAUAGUGAUGGAUGUUGGUCACAGUCUGAACCCGGCCAUCGACAUCGGACAGGUGAGGACAUCUUUAAAAGGAUCUAAGCUGUAAACUUGUGGUGUACUCUGUUGCGCCCCCCUCAGAUGGUGCUCUCCUCUUUUUCUUCAGGUGGAGGGGGCGUUCAUGCAAGGUCUUGGUCUCUUCACACUGGAGGAGCUCCACUACUCUCCGAAAGGUGUCCUCCUCACACGGGGUCCCGGCUCCUACAAGAUCCCGGCGUUUGGCGACAUCCCCACCCAUUUGACGGUGUCACUGCUGCGUGACGCUCCAAACCAGAAGGCCGUGUUCGCCUCCAAGGUGAGGAAACAUCUCCAAAAAAACGCUCAGGUUUGAACACAGACGGCUGAUUUUGAAGUUCUCGAUUGGUUCUCCGUCAGGCUGUCGGCGAGCCUCCUCUCUUUCUGGCAGCGUCGGUUUUCUACGCCAUAAAAGACGCCAUCAGUGCUGCCAGGGCGGAGUCAGGGAUAAGUGGGCCCUUCAGGUUAGAUAGCCCCGCCUCUGCUGAGAGGAUCCGCAACGCCUGCAGCGACCGGUUCACCAAACUGGUACAGAGACAUUUUAAAAAUCUGACUUAUGACGUGAAAGUAAAAAAGUGAAGUUCUUGACGUAAAUCCUGUUUUCUUCUUCGGUUGCAGUGUCCUCCUGCAGAGCCCGGCUCCUUCACCCCCUGGUCUGUUCAGGUCUAAGACCCUCCCCAGAUCCUGGCCGAACAGUCUGUAAAUACAAACAUGAAAUGUACGCUGUUUUAAAACACCAAUCUGCAACGUUUUUACCCUUAAAGCUCUCAGGGAGUAAAAGAUGAUUUCAUUUUCACUCUUUAAAGGGAUAUUCCGGAGUAAAAUUAAUUAAGGGUCAAACACACCGUAACACCAAGUUAGACAACUCACCUGCUCUAUUCCAGCAGCUGCUUGUUUGUAGUGAGACCUCUGGGCGAGUCCAUCGACUGCAGCGGGGUGACGCAGCUCAAGGAAGAACAUUUAUGAUGAUUUCUUUAUCUUUUCCUUGAAGUAAUAAUUACCAUAUUAAUCAUUUUUCACUGCAGACGCGGUAGUUCUUCUGUCUUAGCGUCUCGGUCUGAUUGUAUUUCCAUGAAGAAAUGAUCAGAAAUGUUCUUCCUCGAGCUGCAGCACCCCGCUGUAGUCCGUAAUGGACUGGCCUGAGGUCUUUCUACAAACAAGCGGCUGCUGGAAGAGAGUAGGUGAGAAAUUAGUCAAAGUUAAAAAGAUGUUUGGUGGCUGGGACUCUAAACACUUGAAACCUGAAGUUUACAUACACUAUAUAAAAAAAGCACCUAACCUUUUUUUCCUCACCAUCUAAAAUUAAAUCAGAUUAAACUUUUCCUGUUUUUGGUCAAUUAGGAUGACCAAAAUUAUUUUUAUUUGCUAAAUGCCAAAAUAAUGGGAGAGAGAAUUUUUUAGACAAUGUUUUAUCACUUUUUCAUGAGGCAAAAGUUUACAUACACUUCAUUAGUAUUUGGUAGCUGCCUUUAAAUUGUAUGACUUGGGUCAAAUGUUUAGAUGUUCUUCCUUGAGCUGCGUCACCCCGCUGUAGUCUGUAAUGGACUGGCCUGAGGUCUCGCUAUAAAACAAGCGGCUGCUGGAAGAGAGUAGGUGAGUUGUGUUUAGUCUCUUUGCUAAAGAAAUGAGUCAAAGUUUAGUACUAUGGCUGUGACCCUAUAUGUCCUGUUGAUGAAGUUAGGUGCUGUUCUGAGCAUUAUUUGUGGCUAUAGAGUGGUGUUUUGGUUGAGCGCGUGGCUCUCUGUAUUUCUAUCCUGUGGUCGUUACUAAAGUUGGUAUAACUAGAGAAGCAAGCGGUCGACAACAUUCAUCUCUGGAGGGGGUGUCUAACUCGGUGUUACUGUGUGUUUGACCCUAAAUUAAUUUUACUCCAGAAUAUCCCUUUAAAAACCUGAAAUAUUUGUAAUCAAUCGGGUUUAAAUCAGCAGAGAUGGCGUUAACACCACCUGAUGUUGAACCUCUUCCCCUCAAACAAACUAACAUGAACCAGGAUGUUGAACCACAUUUUAAAUGAAGUUGUGAUGAUUUCGUCUGUUUUGUAUUUCAUGUGAAAUUGAAUAAUUGACCGUUGUAAACGGAUUAAAACUUCAUGGCACAUUUUUGAAGGAC